Molecule: messenger RNA, 2910 nt
Organism: Rhinichthys klamathensis goyatoka
Lineage: Eukaryota; Metazoa; Chordata; Actinopteri; Cypriniformes; Leuciscidae
Gene: arhgap44b
Product: Rho GTPase activating protein 44b
Exons: 23
Coding region: 225-2858 (877 amino acids)
Biological process (GO): signal transduction; regulation of dendritic spine morphogenesis; positive regulation of GTPase activity
Cellular component (GO): intracellular anatomical structure; dendritic spine; presynaptic active zone
Molecular function (GO): GTPase activator activity; protein binding
Source: RefSeq, a predicted model, not a curated record
CCCAGCCGCGCGUCACCGGCAUUCAGCGGAGCAUCUCGAGCGACGAACAGAACGCGCAAAUAAUGAUUUCUGGCGUUUUCAUCGCAUAUUGGUGAUGGUUACACAGCGAAGAGGAAUCGUUCACUAUGGCCCGUGCCGUGGAAUAUUUCCCGACGGUUGUUCUUUAAGUGAGGAAUGUCAGUUUGUGUUUCAUCCAUCGGGAUUCACGCGCAAAUUGCAGGAAGAUGAAGAAGCAAUUCAACCGAAUGCGACAACUGGCUAACCAGACAGUGGGCAGGGCAGAGAAGACAGAAGUCCUGAGUGAUGAUCUGCUGCAGGCAGAGAAGCGUCUGGAGCUAGUUAAGCAGGUGUCUCACAGCACACACAAGAAGCUGACCGCAUGUCUUCAGGGUCAACAGGCUGUGGACGUGGACAAGCGCUCCGUCAGGUCGCCUCCAAAGAAGCUUCCUCUGACGUCUCUGGCUCAGUGUCUGGUGGAAGGAGCCGCUGUUCUCGGGGAUGAUUCUCUGCUGGGCAAGAUGCUGAGGAUCUGUGGAGAGACACAAGAGAGACUCGCUCAAGAACUUCAGCUCUUCGAACUCCAGAUUGAGGGAGACGUCGUGGAUCCGCUCUACACACUCUCUGAGGUUGAAAUUCCCAACAUUCAAAAGCAAAGAAAACAUUUAGCCAAACUGGUACUGGACAUGGAUUCUGCUCGCGCACGGUGGCACCAAUCAUCCAAAUCUUCAACUCUGUCUAAUAAGGAAACACCCAUCGGGGCCAAAGCCGACGCCCUCAGGGAGGAGAUGGAGGAGGCGGCCAAUCGCAUGGAGAUCUGUAGAGAUCAGCUCUCAGCGGACAUGUAUAGUUUCGUGGCCAAAGAAAUGGAUUAUGCAAACUACUUCCAGACGCUGAUCGAGGUUCAGGCCGAGUAUCACAAGAAGUCUCUGGAGUUGCUCCAGAACGUUCUCCCGCAGAUUAAAGCUCAACAGGAGUCGUGGGUGGAGAAGCCGUGUUACGGGAAGCCUCUGGAGGAUCACCUGACUCUGAGCGGCAGAGACAUCGCGUUCCCCAUCGAGGCGUGUGUGACGGUGCUGAUGGACUGUGGCCUGCAGGAGGAGGGUUUGUUCCGAGUCGCUCCGUCUGCCUCGAAGCUGAAGAAGCUGAAGGCGUCACUAGACUGCGGCGUGUUGGACUUUCAGGAAUAUUCCAUCGAUCCUCACGCGAUUGCAGGCGCUCUGAAAUCAUACCUGCGGGAACUGCCCGAACCCCUGCUGACCUUUGACCUCUAUGAGGAGUGGAUUCAGGCAUCAAAUAUCACGGAUCAGGACCAGCGUCUGCAGGCUCUGUUAUCCACCUGUGAGAGGCUUCCCUCAGCAAACAGCAACAACUUCAGGUAUUUGAUUAAAUUUCUCGCCAAACUGAACGAGUAUCAAGAUUAUAAUAAAAUGACGCCAGGAAACAUUGCGAUCGUCCUGGGGCCGAACCUGUUGUGGGCGCGAGCGGACGGGAACAUUACGGAGAUGAUGACCACAGUCUCGCUGCAGAUCGUCGGGAUCAUCGAGCCCAUUAUCCAGCAUGCUGAUUGGUUCUUCCCUGGCGAGAUCGAGUUUAAUGUGACGGGCAACUACGGCAGCCCCGUCCACACCAAUCACAACGCCAACUACAGCUCGAUGCCUUCGCCUGACAUGGACCAAUCAGAGCGCAGGCAGCCCAUGGACCAAUCAGAGCGCAGGCUUUCGGACCAGAGCCGGCGACCCCUCAGCGUGGCCACCGACAACAUGAUGCUGGAGUUCUACAAGAAAGACGGCAUGGGAGUGCGAGUGAUGGACACUUCAUGGGUUUCUCGAAGAGGUUCCUCAUCGUCCCGUAAGAGUUCGUCGACGCCCCCCAGCGUUCAGCCGCUCUCUGAUUCGCUGUACCCCGAGCAAGCGGACGAUGUCUCCGCCUCCCCCUCACAGACUCCGCCCCCCAUCAGCAGCGAUAGGACCAGCUCAGAGGAUUAUCGGGAGUCCUGUGUCGUGUGCCGGUCCCCUGAGGAGGAGAGGCCGCCUCCUCCAUACCCGUUCCCUUCUUCCUCCUCUUCCUCGUUCUCCUCGUUCUCUCUCCCUCACUCCCGAACACACCCUCGUCCCGGUCCCGGUCCCGAGUGUGUUCCUCUCCCGAUGUUCCCCCGCUCUCCACUCCUCCUGUCCUCCACCUCUCUGGACAUCAACUCCAACCCCAAACCCAGUGUCCUGCACCUGCCCAAACAGGGCUCGCUGACCUCUGACCCCUGCCCCCCGCACGCGCCCCCCCCGCCCGUGUACAUCAAACCCCCGCUCGUUCUGCCCCGCCACGACCCCUGCCAUCCGAACUUUAGCCCUCACGCUCCGCCGCCGUGGGCCUGUAAUCCAGAGAGAGGACUCAGAGCGCAUAGCACUCAGAAGAAUAAGGAGCUCUCACCUGUGAUUGGUCAAAGAGGACUCUCACCAACAGCUCCCUCUGGUGGACAGAACCAGCUCUCAGACCAGAGUCCUCACACACUGCGUAAAGUUUCCAAAAAGCUGGCCCCCAUCCCCCCCAAGAGUGUGUUUUCUCCGCCGGAUGUGUCUCCGGGUCCGUCUCCGGUGAGUCUGUCUCCGACUCCUCCCAGCACCCCGUCACUAUACAGCUUCAGUUACUCUCAGAGCUCGCCGGGACACGGACACACACUCUCGUCCCCGCCUCCGCUGAGCGGCACCCUGCCCCGGUCCCGGCCCGUGGCCAAACCCCCCCGGCACAGACCCAGCCUGCCCCCCCCACAGCCCCCCGGUGCCGGUCUGAGCCCGCAGGAGCCCGAGGAGCACGCGGGUCUGCACGGGCUGGCGGCGGCGGAGAGCAUGUCCACAGCGGUGUGAGGUCGGGGGGUCAGUGGGCUUUGGCUCAGAAGGACUCGUGUGAUGUGGACGG